GUUUCUUUGUUUGCACGGUCAUCCUGUCCAUUCAUAGCCUCGCCGACAUGACCUCCCAACUGCCCGACUGGCCGCCCUCGUUCACCCAGGAGCAGACCUCACACCUCUUGCUCCUCGCGACGACCUAUGCGCUCGGACACGGCUUCACCCUCCUUCCCCUGCACACCCCUCAGACCGGCCCGGUCCCCACUUUAUCGAUCCCUGCUCCCUUAUCACUCUGUCCAAGUCCGUUUCCCAAGGACCUGUACGAGUUGGCCGUCAAGAUCCAACCCGCUUAUAAUGCUCUAUACGUCAAUGUCACGAGGGACUGGGUGUUCUUGGACAAGGUCAUGGGUGGGGUCGUCAGCAAGGUCGACGAGUUUCAGGGGGAGCUAUGGAGGGCUUGGAAGUCUUGCCGGGAAGAGCUCAUUCAGCCCCUCCACCUAGGUCUCUUUCGAUCAGACUACCUCCUACACAGCUCGGCUUCGGAUCCGUCGACGCCCUUGGAACUGAAACAGGUGGAAUUCAAUACGAUCUCUUCGAGCUUUGGAGCAUUGAGCCAGUUGGCUGGGGACCUACAUCGCUACUUGGCUCUAUCUACCAACUACUUUCAAGCCUCUCCCUUCCUGAUCAACCCCGACCCGUCCCAUUUCCCUCCGAACGACGCCCUCAAGGCGCUCGUCCAGGGUCUAGCAGACGGCUGGAAAGCUUACGGAUCAAAGCAGGCUAGGGUGUUGUUCGUCGUACAAGAAGGGGAGAGGAACGUGUUUGAUCAGAGGUGGCUGGAGUGGGAGCUGUUGGAAAAACACGGGAUCAAGGUCGUCCGCCAGACGUUCAAAGACCUCUCUAUCGUCCCCUCCCUCGCCUCGGACGAUUCAUCACGACGGCUGUUCCUCCCCGACCCGCUCUCAUCCACGUCCGACCCGAUCGAGAUCGCCGUCAUCUACUAUCGAGCCGGGUACACGCCUACGGACUAUACGUCCGCUGCAGACUGGACGACCCGGAUCGCCCUGGAACGCAGUCGGGCCAUCAAGUGUCCCAGCUUGGCACUCCAGUUGGCAGGGGCCAAAAAGGUACAACAGGUCUUGAGCGAACCGGGCAUGGUAGAGAGGUACCUCCCUUCGUUUCAAGGAUGGACGGACGAAGAUGCAGAGGGGUUGAGAAGGACGUUCACGACGCUCUAUCCCAUGGACGACGAGUCCGAGUUGGGAAGACACGCGCAAAAGUUGGCGUUAGAAUCUCCGGAAGGCUAUGUCCUCAAACCUCAGCGAGAAGGAGGCGGGAACAACAUCUACCGGACCGACAUCCCCCCGUUCUUGCGGGACUUGGCUGCUCAACCCUUGGCCCCGGGUGAACCUCCGAAAAAGGAAGGAUACAUCCUGAUGAGCCUGAUCGAACCCCCGCUCGGUCUGAAAAACCUGUUGGUCAAGGGAGGCCAGGCCGAGGUGAAAGAGGGCGAGGUGGUGAGCGAGUUGGGCGUCUAUGGGGUCGUGCUGUUUGACGAGGCGGAGACGAGGGUGAAUAGGGGUGCGGGGACAUUGUUGAGGACGAAGGGGAGGGAGAGCGAUGAGGGUGGGGUGGCGGUGGGGUACUCCGUGGUGGAUAGUCCGGUGUUGGUUUGAGGCGGCCUGGAAUUGAUUCGAGGAUGCAGACGCAGGGAAUGGUUGUACGAGGAUCGCGCGCUCGUGCAAUGACUGGACUAUUGUAGAUGGGAGAUACAUUCGGCAUUAUUAUUAUUGAUGAAACGUGA
Messenger RNA from Filobasidium floriforme, 1729 nucleotides. RefSeq names its product glutathione synthase. The record is from RefSeq and is a predicted model, not a curated record. The transcript has 4 exons. Gene Ontology annotation, cellular component: cytosol. Gene Ontology annotation, biological process: glutathione biosynthetic process. The coding region runs from base 48 to 1601 and encodes 517 amino acids. Lineage: Eukaryota; Fungi; Basidiomycota; Tremellomycetes; Filobasidiales; Filobasidiaceae. Gene Ontology annotation, molecular function: glutathione synthase activity; ATP binding; glutathione binding.